AUGAAGCUGUUAGCUUUGGGUCUGCUUUUGAUGAUGAGCUUUUCAGUGCUUGCUCAACCAAGCGACCGAAUCAUUGGAGGGUAUCCCUGCCAACCGAGUUCCCGGCCCUACCAAGCAGCCCUUGUAACUGGACGCCGAGGCAACUGGAACAUUUACUGUGGAGGCAGCUUAGUGAAUGAAUGCUGGGUGCUCUCUGCCGCUCACUGCAGACCCAGGCGAGGUAUGAAGGUGUGCCUAGGGAAGCAGGAUCUCAAAAGGGUUGAAAGCACAGAGCAGUGCUUGGAUAUUGCGGAAGUCAAAGUACACCCCGAAUACAACCGAGCCCAGAACAACAAGGAUUACAUGCUGCUCCGGCUCCGACCCUGUGCCAGAAUCACCGAUGCUGUGAGGCCUGUUGAACUGACCCCCGACUGCCCUAACGGUGGAGAGCAGUGCACCGUCUCUGGCUGGGGCACCAUCCAAUCUCCUCAAGCAAAGCUUCCGAACAUUCUGCAGUGUGCAGACGUCAACGUCGUUCCACGGGAGCAGUGCAAUAGAGCUUACCGUGGUGCUGUUACGUCAUACAUGAUGUGUGCUGGAGUACAGGAAGGAGGCACUGAUUCCUGCCAGGGUGACUCUGGCGGUCCACUCACCUGUGGCGGGAAGCUCGAAGGCGUGGUUUCUUGGGGGACGUAUGUGUGCGCGCAGAAGGGGAACCCAGGAGUAUACGCCAAAGUCUGCUGUAUUGUGCCAUGGAUCCAGCAAACGAUAGGAAAUAGACUGUAUUGAGUCACCCAAUCCAGCAGUUCAGAACUUAGUGGAGGAAAUAAA
Messenger RNA from Hemicordylus capensis (graceful crag lizard), 810 nucleotides. Its product is annotated as trypsin-like. The record is from RefSeq and is a predicted model, not a curated record. The transcript has 5 exons. Lineage: Eukaryota; Metazoa; Chordata; Lepidosauria; Squamata; Cordylidae. Gene Ontology annotation, molecular function: serine-type endopeptidase activity. Bases 1 to 768 code for a protein of 255 amino acids. Gene Ontology annotation, biological process: proteolysis.